Messenger RNA from Trichechus manatus latirostris (Florida manatee), 2623 nucleotides. It is a transcript of the gene DCTN5, whose product is annotated as dynactin subunit 5. The transcript is spliced from 6 exons. The record is from RefSeq and is a predicted model, not a curated record. Bases 95 to 643 code for a protein of 182 amino acids. NCBI's taxonomy places the organism in Eukaryota, Metazoa, Chordata, Mammalia, Sirenia, Trichechidae. Gene Ontology annotation, cellular component: dynactin complex.
UAGAGCGGAAGUGGAGGAGUAGCCGGAAGUAGCCGGAAACGAAGUCGGACAGAGUUUGACAAGAGCCGGAGCUGUAAGGAGGAGGUGGUCAGCUAUGGAGUUGGGCGAGCUGCUUUACAACAAGUCUGAGUACAUUGAAACGGCAUCUGGAAACAAAGUUAGUCGGCAGUCAGUGCUGUGUGGAAGCCAGAACAUCGUCCUCAAUGGCAAGACCAUUGUGAUGAAUGACUGUAUUAUCCGAGGAGAUCUGGCAAAUGUCAGAGUUGGACGCCAUUGUGUUGUGAAAAGUCGUAGUGUCAUAAGGCCACCAUUCAAGAAAUUCAGCAAAGGAGUUGCCUUCUUUCCUUUACAUAUCGGGGACCAUGUCUUUAUUGAGGAAGACUGUGUGGUCAACGCAGCUCAGAUUGGUUCUUAUGUUCAUGUUGGGAAGAACUGUGUGAUUGGGCGCCGGUGUGUAUUGAAAGACUGUUGCAAAAUUCUCGACAACACAGUAUUACCGCCAGAAACUGUGGUGCCACCAUUCACUGUCUUCUCAGGCUGCCCAGGACUCUUCUCAGGGGAGCUCCCGGAGUGUACCCAGGAGCUGAUGAUUGACGUCACCAAGAGCUACUACCAGAAGUUUUUGCCCCUGACACAAGUCUAGUGUCUCUGCCCCGUGUCUUGAAUUUGCCUGAGCUCUAAGAUGAACUUGGGGAUACAGUGAGCCCAUCGUCACUUACAAAGAGCUCUUAUGUGUUUGACACCUCCCACCCACCCUCUUUUUUUUUUUUUUUCUUAAUUCUUCAGAGUUUUUCAAUCCUUCAAGGCUCUAAGCUCUUAAAAAUUUAGUAACAGAACAUCUGGAGGCAUUGUCUCCAAAUGCUCUGCUUAAACUUUAUUAACUUGAUACUGUUAUCUUCGGAACAAAGAACCAUCUGUUCCCGAUGCCCUGGCCUGGUGGUCCUGUGGCUGGAUAGAUCUUGCCUGAAACAGGCCACCCGAGCAGGAGCACUUUAUCAGAGCAGGGAGGUUAUGUAGCGGGUGUGCUGUCAUGGCCUUCAGGCUGCCCACAGUGAGCUCACACUCACACGGAUCACUCUCAGCUUCCCUGCUGCUAACACAUUGGCUGGUGGCCACAUUGCUCAUAAUUCUGGAAAAAUGUGUUCGUGAAUCUUCAGAACCUAGAUUCCUGAAGGGCACUAAAACUUGAAGGGAGGGGUGCUUAGUGUUUCUUUUCUUCCCAGAAUGACCUUUGCUGUCCCCAGGGUGGUUAGUAAGAGACUUUCUAGCAUUCCAUUGUACGGUCUUUGGCCUUCACUAAAAGGAGGGACCUUAGCACCCUAGAUUCUGUGUUGCAAAGUCCCAGGUUUGAGUCUCCCAUGUAGAUAGGCUAGUUUGGCAGUCACUCCUUAUCUGAAGAUAUUUUGGGGCAAUGAUAAACUAUGCCUUAUCCCAUUGUAGACAUAGCAUUCGUGAUACUUGCUGUUUGGCUAGAACCAUUCAGCCCACCCUGUAAAGGCCAUAAAACCCACAUAGUUCAGACCAAAAUAUCUGUACUUGGACUCAAUCACAUAUGUUCUUGUGGGGCUGUUAGAACUGUCUUGUGGGCACAAGACCCCAAGGAUUCAGUGAAGUCACCAAUGCCAUUCUUACCACCUCCUUCUGGUCAUACAGCCCUUCCUGAUUCUGCUCUGACCUUGGCUUAAGAAGGAAGAUUUAGUAGUGAGGGGCUGAGGAGGUUGACCUUGCUUAAUGUCUGGUUCUGCUGUAAACAAAUAGGGUAGAUGCCUUCAACCUUGAAGGUUAGAAUCUUGCAGGAGCCUUCUUGACUUAAUAUCCGGCUGUAGGGUUUGCAAAUACAGCUGUAUGUAAUCAUCGCUGCUAGUUCAGUGUAAAACUGCUUUCUGGUUUGUCACUUUUUUUGUGUUUGUACAUUAAAAGAGCCAUCCAUGAAAGAAGUCGUGUGAAGGUAUUACUUCUCUUCCUCAAGCAGGUUAAUAUGUGCCAGGGGCUGGGCUGUGCAUUCUACAUUCUCAAGAUUGCUUAUUUCUCAUGACAACUCAGUAAGGUGGAUGUCAUUCCCAUUUUAUAGAUGAGAAAACAAACUCCAGACAUUAGGUAACUUGCUUUAAAUCAGUCAUCGGAGAAGUGACUGACCAGGGAGUCACACCCAUGUCUGUCUGGCUCCAUGGCCUGUGCUCUUCAGCUCUGUCUUGGAAAGACGUAUCUGCUUGUGUCCCAUCUGACACCAGCAGUCUGUUAAUGGCUGCAAGUGUUUUUGUCUUAUUCUGGCAUCUUCCCCCAACUCCCUUCUCCUUUUGUGCCAUCAGAAAUUGGCAAAGCUUAGAUGCUCCCUAGGCUAACCUCUUGCUUACUGCAGAACUCUUCUGAGACAUGUCUAAUUACCAUCCAGCCUGUAUUUGAACAUCUCCAAAAGGAAGCUUGCCAUGUUAGGUGACUGACUGCCCAGUUUGUUGGUAAACAACCAAAAUCAAGAAAAAAUGUGUAAGUGUGUGUGUGUGUGUGUGUGUGUGUGUGUGUUGUUGUUGUUUUAGCCUCUUACAACAAACAUGAUUUUAAAAUCUUUAAGUAUUCCAAGCACAGGGCUUCAAAUAUCCAAUCCAAAUAGUGGAGAAGGAGAAGG